Molecule: messenger RNA, 7792 nt
Organism: Mycetomoellerius zeteki
Lineage: Eukaryota; Metazoa; Arthropoda; Insecta; Hymenoptera; Formicidae
Gene: Tor
Product: serine/threonine-protein kinase Tor
Biological process (GO): negative regulation of macroautophagy; TORC1 signaling
Cellular component (GO): cytoplasm; nucleus; TORC1 complex
Molecular function (GO): protein binding; protein serine/threonine kinase activity; protein-containing complex binding
Source: RefSeq, a predicted model, not a curated record
UGCCAAUUCAAUCGGUAUACGUCUUUGCUUGUAAGGUUAUGAUCUUCGCGCGUUUGGAAGAAAUAUUUAUAUUCUUAAUAUUUUUUGUCGCGGGACGUAACGAGAGCGACGUACGAGUUAUGCAACAAAGUAACGAACAAAUUGGUCGUUCGUUAAUGGAUGAUAAGUAAGAAACAUGAUAUUGUGGACGGAGAAUACCCGAGAUUGGAUAUGCACUGCAUAUAUAUAUACACAUAUACAUACAUAUAUUGAAUUACUUUGUAUAAAUGAGGACUCCACGUUUUUUUCAUCACAUAAAUGGAAGCAUUUGCAUUGCUAGCAACAAUGCUGUGCCGCAAAAAGGAAUCCACAUAGUCAAUGUCAAAUGAUAGGAAUCAGAUGGAAUCUAGACUGUUAUGUUUUACACUCUGAUAUAUACAUCUAAUGCUAAAACAAUGUCAAAUACACUGAUGCAGCAGUUUGUCCAGCGACUCAAGUCAAGAAAUGAGGAGGCACGCAACAAGGCGGCACGCGAUCUGUGUCUGUAUGUCAAGAGGGAACUGCGGGAGGCGUCACAGGAAGAGAUCACAGCUUUUAUGGAUGAAUUCAAUCAUCACAUAUUCGAAAUGGUAUCCGCCUCUGAUAUUAAUGAGAAGAAAGGUGGUAUAUUAGCCAUAGUUUGCCUUAUAGGAGCGGACGUAGGUAAUUUUAAUACACGAACGGUACGAUUUGCUAACUAUCUUAGAAAUUUGAUACCUUCCAACGACGUAGGCGUCAUGCAAUUAGCUGCGAAAACUGUCGGAAAAUUGGCGCUAGUUUCUGGUACUUAUACAGCCGAAUAUGUCGAGUUUGAGGUAAAACGUGCCUUCGAGUGGCUUGGUGCGGACAGACACGAGGGCAGGAAGCAUGCCGCGGUACUCGUACUAAGAGAACUCGCUGUCUCUGUGCCGACAUACUUUUUCCAACAAGUUACACCGUUUUUCGAGUUGAUAUUCAACGCUAUACACGAUCCUAAGCCAGCUAUACGGGAAGGUGCGGUAGAAGCUUUGAGAGCGGCUCUGGUAGUUACUGCUCAAAGGGAAACUGUCAAGCAAAUGCACAAGUCGCAAUGGUACAAACAGUGCUACGACGAAGUAAUUGAUGGAUUCGAGGAGGUUCAUUCGAAAGAAAAGGGCAUUAACAGGGAUGACAGGAUACAUGGCUCGCUAUUGGUACUCAACGAGCUGCUAAGAUGCAGCAAUGUUCAGUGGGAAAGGAACUAUGAGGCUCUAAUGGAAAGAUUAAAUGGCUCUACGCAAAAUGAAAAUGAUAUACUUUCUUUAAUGCCAUGCUUGAAGACAACGAUAGGAUCCAAAUGGGCCGGGUCUACCCAGAACGCGACUGCGUCCCAACACACAUUAUAUCCGGCGCACGAGUCGACCGUUUGCAGAUGCUUGAUGCAGGAGAGGUUGGACGAUAUUUAUAAUGACGUUAUGAAUCAAAAGAUAUCGAGGAAUCCGCAUAUUCAACAUGCCCUCAUGAUGCUAUUGCCGAGGCUCGCCGCAUUUAACAAGGACAAAUUUAUAAGGGAUCAUUUGAAAGAGUCCUUGGCAUACCUUUUACUAAUCCUACGCAGUCGCGAAAAAGAUCGCUACGCCGCUUUCACGUCGAUCGGCUUUAUAGCCGUGGCAGUGGAGGAUGCGAUAAAUCCGUACUUGCCGAAAAUCAUGGAAGUGAUCAAAAGUUUGCUACCAUCUAAAGAAACCCCGAGCAAGAAGCGUACUUCUUUGGAACCGGCAGUGUUUGUUUGCAUCACCCUGCUCAGCCACGCGGUCAAACAAGUCAUAGCUUCCGAUGUAAGGGACUUGUUGGAGCCCAUGUUUCAAACCGGAUUGAGCCCAAUAUUGACCACGGCCCUCAGAGAGCUGGCGCACACCAUCCCGUCUCUCCAGGUGGAUAUAUCUCAAGGUCUCUUGCGAAUGCUGUCGCAAGUUUUAAUGCAAAAACCCUUGAGACAUCCCGGUGCGCCAUGGACAGCAACUAGUCCUAGUUCUACCAACGAUGACGUUUCGUCGACGGUACUUGCAUUGAAAACCCUAGGUACCUUUAACUUUGACAAUAAUCCAUUGUUACAGUUCGUCAAGAGAUGCGCGGAUCACUUUUUAACGUCGGAACAAGCGGAGGUCCGAUUGGAAGCUGUCAAGACGUGCUCUAGGUUAUUGAGAUUAACACUGAAUCAGUCCGGUCCUACGGUAACCACUACUGUCUCGACUGUUCUGGGUAAAUUGCUGGUAGUAGGUAUAACCGACACAGAUCCCGACGUUCGUCUGUGGGUGUUGGCGUCAUUGGAUGAUUCCUUUGACGUUCAAUUAGCGCAAGCGGAGAAUUUGUCUGCGCUGUUUAUCGCCAUGAACGACGAGAUGUUUGAAAUAAGAGAACUAGCGGUUCGUACUGUUGGCCGACUCAGCACACUGAAUCCCGCUUACGUUAUGCCAUCGUUAAGGAAGACUUUAGUGCAAUUUCUGACGGAAUUGGAGCACUCGGGUAUGGGUCGUAACAAGGAACAAGCCGCUCGAAUGUUGGAUCACCUGGUAGUGACUGCGCCGAGACUCGUUCGACCAUACAUGGAGCCAAUUUUGAAAGUUCUUGUGCCAAAGUUAAAGGAAUCCGAUCCUAAUCCCGGCGUUGUGCUAGCCGUUCUGCGCGCGAUUGGUGAUUUGGCGGAGGUCAACGGUGCCGAGAUGCAACAGUGGAUGUCCGAGCUUUCGUCGAUAUUACUGGAAAUGUUGGUAGACGCCAGUUCGCCUGAGAAAAGAGGAGUAGCAUUGUGGGUAUUUGGUCAAUUAGUUGGUAGUACAGGUCACGUGGUAAAACCGUACAUACAAUAUCCGUCUUUGCUGGACGUUCUUAUUAAUUUCCUCAAAACCGAACAACAGCCGAUCAUCAGGAGAGAGGCCAUUAGAGUGCUCGGACAGUUGGGUGCAUUAGAUCCGUAUAAACACAAGAUGAAUCUCGGACAAAUUGACUGCCAGUUGGACACGCUCACCUCAAUGGCAGACACCAAAAAUGACGUGGAGAACACUCAGGAUUUGACAACCAGUGAAAUGCUGGUGAACAUGUCACCGUCCACAUUGGAAGAAUUUUAUCCGGCGAUUGCCAUUACGACGCUUAUGCGAAUUAUUCGCGAACCGACCUUGUCUCAGCAUCACACCAUGGUCGUGCAAGCGGUGACCUUCAUAUUUAAGAGUCUUGGGAUAAAAUGCGUACCUUAUAUCUCUCAGGUAAUGCCGAGCUUCCUGAACGUCGUGCACACGGCGGACAUGAAUUUCCGUGAGUUCCUAUUCCAACAGUUGGCUGUUCUCAUCGCCAUCGUGAAGCAACAUAUACGCAACUAUUUGGACGACAUAUUCAUCUUGAUCAAAGAAUUCUGGACCGUGAACAGCCCGUUACAGAGUACGUUGAUUCUUUUGGUCGAACAGAUCGCAAUGGCCCUAGGCGCGGAAUUCAAAAUCUACCUGCCACAGCUGAUGCCGCCGAUACUCCGAGUAUUAACGCACGAUAGCAGCAAAGAUCGCGCAGUGACGGUGAAGCUGCUUCUGGCUCUGCAGACAUUUGGGAACAAUCUGGACAAUUAUCUGCACCUCGUACUUCCGCCGAUUGUUAAACUGUUUUACGCAAAUGACUGCCCAAUAGCCGUGAAUAAGGUUGCUCUCGAAACGGUCGAUCUCCUCGCGGACACGUUGGAUUUUACAGAUUUCGCGUCGCGAAUCGUUCACACUCUGGUACGUACGUUGGAUCAGUGUCCAGAAUUAAGGAGUACGGCCAUGGACACACUUUGCGCUGUCGUAAUGCAGUUGGGCAAGAAGUAUCAGAUUUUCAUUGUGUUAGUCCAGAAAGUUAUGACAAAGCACAAGAUAGUCAAUUCACGAUACGACGUUCUAGUAGACAAGAUACUCACAGACUCGACCGCGGCAGACGGCGAAGAUUUCUUACUGAUGAGAAUGCGACACUCGCGCAAUAAGAAUCGCGAGUUUUCCUUAACGCCUUCGGAAACGAUUAAGAAACUGAACGUAUCGGCUUCGAAUUUGCAGAAGGCGUGGACAGCGACACGACGAGUAUCCAAAGACGAUUGGCUCGAAUGGCUGCGAUGUUUCUCCAUCGGUCUGCUCAAAGAAUCUCCGUCUCCGGCUCUGAGAUCUUGCUGGGCGCUGGCGCAAACCUAUGCCGUGUUACCGCGUGAUCUGUUCAACGCGGCUUUCGUCUCAUGCUGGACCGAACUCGCCGAAAACUACCGGAUGGAACUGAUACAGACUCUGCAUCAAGCAUUGAUGGUCCCCGAUCUGCCCACCGAAGUGACACAGACCAUUCUCAACUUGGCUGAAUUCAUGGAACACAUUGACAAGGGUCCCCUGCCAUUAGACAAUAAGAUUCUCGGGGAUACGGCGAUGCAUUGUCGUGCGUAUGCCAAGGCGUUACACUACAAGGAGGACGAGUUCCACAAGAGCAGGAACAGCAGCGUGUUCGAGUCCCUGAUUUCCAUCAAUAACAAACUUCAACAGAAAGAAGCGGCCGAAGGUCUGUUGGAAUAUGUGAUGAAUCACAACCAGCAAGAUCUCAAGGUCCAGAUACGUUGGUACGAGAAACUUCACAAUUGGGAUAAAGCGUUGCAGCUAUAUCAGGAACGUCUCGAGAGUGAUUCCGCAGACGUAGAGUCUACUUUGGGAGAGAUGCGUUGUCUGGAGGCUCUCGGAGAAUGGGGACAAUUGCAUGAGGUUGCUACAAAACAAUGGACGAAUCAGACCGACGAUACCAAACAAAGAAUGUCGAGAAUGGCGGCGGCUGCGGCGUGGGGUUUGAGUCAAUGGGAAAGUAUGCAGAAGUAUGUUUCGUUGAUACCAAAGGAUACCCAAGACGGAGCGUUUUACAGAGCGGUACUGGCGAUCCACGACGAACAGUACAACGUUGCGCAUCAGUUUAUCGACAGUGCCAGGGAUCUGUUAGACACUGAACUAACUGCCAUGGCUGGUGAGAGCUAUCAACGGGCGUACAACGCUAUGGUGGAAGUGCAGAAAUUGGCCGAGUUGGAAGAAGUGAUCCAGUUUAAGCUGGUGCCCGAACGUAGAGCGGCCAUCAAAGCCAUGUGGUGGGAGAGGCUUCAGGGUGGACAAAAGAUAGUUGAAGACUGGCAGAAGAUCAUACAAGUACACACGCUGGUAGUCUCGCCGCACGAUGAUUUUGAGCUGUGUCACAAAACGCUGGUGAUGCUGAUGGGCACAGAUCCGUCCCUGACUCCAGAUCAGCCGUUGCCGACUACUCAUCCCCAGGUGACCUUCGCUUAUUGCAAGCACUUGUGGGUUGCGAAUAAACGCGAGGAGGCUUACAAUCAGCUACAGCGAUUUGUGCAGACCUACUUGCAGCCGACAACAGCGGCAAUAAUCAAUCAAGAGGACGAGAAGCAGUAUGAAAGCAAAAAGAGGUUGCUCGCCAGGUGUUACCUUAAGCUCGGCGAGUGGCUCGAAUCCUUGCAGGGUAUAAACGAACAUUCUAUUCCCGCGGUAUUAUCUUAUUAUGCCGCAGCGACGGAGCAUGAUCCCACAUGGUAUAAAGCUUGGCAUGCCUUUGCCUAUACCAAUUACGAGUCCGUUUUGUUUUACAAGCAUCAGCAAGGUAGUGAUUCUGCUCAGGCAACGGAGGCUGCAUCAGGCAACGGAGCGCGCAAUAAUCUCUCCAGCUCACAACAUGUAUCUCAAUUUACUGUCCCAGCUGUGAAGGGAUUUUUCAGGUCCAUCAACUUGUCGGAUGGUAACUCCCUGCAAGACACCCUCCGCCUGCUUACACUCUGGUUCGAUUAUGGUCAGUGGCCAGAGGUGUAUGAAGCUGUGGUCGAGGGCAUAAGAUUAAUAGAGAUAAAUACUUGGCUGCAAGUGAUUCCACAACUCAUAGCCAGAAUCGACACUCCUAGAACACUGGUCGGCCGAUGCAUACAUCAUCUUCUCAUAGAUAUAGGAAAGACGCACCCUCAGGCUUUGGUUUAUCCGUUGACAGUGGCUUCAAAAAGUGCUAGCCACGCGAGAAAGACUGCAGCUAAUAAAAUUCUGAAGAGCAUGUGUGAGCACAGUCCGACAUUGGUCCAGCAGGCCAUGAUGGCGAGCGAUGAGCUUAUCAGAGUUGCGAUUUUAUGGCACGAACUGUGGCACGAGGGCUUAGAAGAGGCUAGUAGAUUAUAUUUUGGAGAGAGGAACGUUAGAGGCAUGUUUGACACUCUAGAGCCUUUACACGCCAUGCUCGAAAGAGGGCCGCAAACUCUAAAAGAGACGUCCUUCAAUCAAGCUUACGGAAGGGAUUUAAUAGAAGCACAAGAAUGGUGUAACAGAUAUAAAACAUCUCGGAACGUGAGAGAUUUGAAUCAGGCUUGGGAUUUGUAUUAUCAUGUAUUCCGGAGGAUAUCCCGACAAUUGCCACAAUUGACCAGUUUGGAAUUACAAUAUGUCAGUCCGAAAUUGCUAAUUUGCAGAGAUCUGGAGUUGGCUGUUCCGGGAAGCUAUAGUCCUGGCCAACCUAUCGUGAGAAUAGCAAGUAUUCAUAGCUCUAUGCAGGUGAUAACUAGCAAACAGAGACCAAGAAAGUUGUGCAUUAAAGGUAGUAACGGUAAGGAUUAUAUGUUUCUAUUGAAAGGUCAUGAGGAUCUGAGACAAGAUGAAAGGGUAAUGCAGUUAUUCGGUUUAGUGAACACUCUCUUGUUACAUGAUCCAGAUACCUUCCGAAGAAACCUUACUAUUCAAAGAUACGCUGUGAUUCCAUUAUCUACAAACAGUGGUCUUAUCGGUUGGGUACCGCAUUGUGAUACGCUUCAUACACUUAUUAGAGACUACAGAGAGAAGAAGAAAAUAUUAUUGAACAUCGAGCACAGGAUAAUGUUACGAAUGGCACCUGAUUAUGAUCACCUCAUACUCAUGCAAAAAGUUGAAGUGUUCGAGCACGCGCUCGAGCAUACCCACGGCGACGACCUAGCACGACUUUUGUGGUUGAAGUCACCGUCGAGCGAAGUAUGGUUUGAUCGUAGAACAAACUAUACGCGCUCUCUGGCUGUGAUGUCUAUGGUGGGAUACAUACUCGGUCUCGGUGAUCGUCAUCCAUCUAACUUAAUGCUCGACCGUCUCAGUGGUAAGAUAUUGCACAUCGACUUCGGAGAUUGCUUCGAGGUGGCGAUGACACGCGAAAAGUUCCCGGAGAAGAUACCGUUCCGUUUGACGCGAAUGUUGAUCAAUGCGAUGGAGGUGACCGGAAUCGAGGGAACGUAUAGAAGGACUUGCGAAUCCGUGAUGUCCGUGCUACAUCGAAACAAGGACAGUCUAAUGGCGGUUCUGGAGGCAUUUGUUUAUGACCCUCUCCUGAAUUGGAGACUGAUGGAUAAUACGGUGCCCAAGGGCAAACGAUCGGACGCUCAAGGCAUGAGUGCCAGCAGCAGUCAGGAACACGGUGAUAUGCUCGAUUCUCUUACCGCCACAUUACCAAAGAAGGGUGUGCCAUGUAGCAUUGAAAAUGGAGCCUUCGCUUUUGCAAUGUCCGUAGCUGAUAAUAAUCAACCGGAAGCAUUGAACAAGAAAGCCUUGACGAUCAUAACGAGAGUCAGAGACAAAUUAACAGGGCGUGACUUUUCGCAUGAAGAAACUCUCAGCGUCCGACAACAAGUCGAUCUGUUGAUCCAGCAAGCUACAAAUAACGAAAAUCUUUGCCAAUGCUAUAUUGGAUGGUGUCCGUUUUGGUAAAUGAUGAGAGACGAACUUUACUCGUCAAAGAUGAAUCCUCGUAAGUGCGCAAUCGCCUCCUUUUG